Molecule: messenger RNA, 1744 nt
Organism: Eruca vesicaria subsp. sativa (arugula)
Lineage: Eukaryota; Viridiplantae; Streptophyta; Magnoliopsida; Brassicales; Brassicaceae
Source: the annotation of a GenBank genome assembly
CUCUUUUGUACUUUCUAGAUCUUUUAAACACUAUGCAGUGACCAUUAUACCCUCUCUCAGGAACAAGCCUAAGAACAAUUAACUUCGUACUUAUCGUUUCCUGAUCCACUCUUCUUUCUAACACUAAUCUCUCGAUCUGAUCGUUUCAUUACAGCGCGGUUGGAACAAAAGUUCAGCUCUCUUUUUGAUCCGUAUGGCUUCUUCAAUGCUCUCUCUUGGUUCUACUUCUCUGUUACCGCGUCAGAUUAACAAGAAUAAACUAAACCCUUUCCUGAGAACAAAGUCUCUUAGUCGUGUGACCAUGUCGGUUGCAGUGAAGCCAUCUCGUUUUGAGGGUAUAACAAUGGCACCACCAGACCCUAUCCUUGGAGUCAGUGAAGCAUUUAAAGCUGACACUAAUGAGCUUAAGCUUAAUCUUGGUGUUGGUGCUUAUCGAACUGAGGAGCUCCAACCUUAUGUGCUUAAUGUCGUUAAAAAGGCAGAGAACUUGAUGUUAGAGAGAGGAGAUAAUAAAGAGUAUCUACCAAUAGAGGGGUUGGCUGCAUUCAACAAGGCCACUGCUGAGCUGCUUUUUGGAGCUGGUCAUCCUGUUAUUAAGGAACAAAAAGUGGCAACCAUUCAAGGUCUUUCAGGAACAGGUUCACUGAGAUUAGCAGCGGCUCUUAUUGAACGUUACUUCCCUGGAGCUAAAGUUUUGAUAUCAGCACCAACAUGGGGUAAUCACAAGAAUAUCUUCAAUGAUGCCAAAGUUCCAUGGUCUGAAUACCGUUACUAUGAUCCAAAAACAAUUGGUUUGGACUUUAAUGGGAUGAUACAAGAUAUCAAGGAAGCACCAGAAGGAUCAUUCAUUUUGCUUCAUGGAUGUGCUCACAACCCAACUGGGAUUGAUCCAACACCAGAACAAUGGGUGAAAAUAGCUGAUGUCAUUCAGGAGAAGAACCAUAUACCGUUUUUCGAUGUUGCAUACCAGGGGUUUGCUAGUGGAAGCCUUGAUGAAGAUGCAGCUUCUGUGAGAUUGUUUGCUGAGCGUGGAAUGGAGUUUUUUGUUGCUCAGUCAUAUAGUAAAAAUUUGGGUCUUUAUGCUGAAAGAAUUGGUGCUAUCAAUGUUGUCUGCUCAUCAGCUGAUGCUGCUAUAAGGGUCAAGAGCCAGUUGAAAAGGAUAGCUAGGCCUAUGUACUCAAACCCACCAGUUCAUGGGGCGAGGAUUGUGGCUAAUGUGGUGGGAGAUGCAACUAUGUUUGGUGAGUGGAAAGCAGAGAUGGAAAUGAUGGCGGGGAGGAUAAAGACAGUGAGACAGAAGCUGUAUGACAGUUUGGUUUCAAAAGACAAGAGUGGUAAGGACUGGUCGUUUAUUUUGAAGCAAAUUGGGAUGUUCUCAUUCACUGGCCUCAACAAAGCUCAGAGUGAUAACAUGACGAACAAGUGGCAUGUGUAUAUGACUAAAGAUGGGAGGAUAUCGUUGGCUGGAUUGUCUAUGGCGAAAUGUGAGUACCUUGCUGAUGCUAUCAUCGACUCAUACCAUAACGUAAGCUGAGUUAUGGUCUUCUCCAUGAGUUGACAAUAAGAACUAUAGUCAUAUUAUAUGCUUCUUCUUGAACUUAUUGAGAGAGAUGCUAAAUGAAUAAAGGUAACUCGCACAAUACUUGUUACCUAUUUCUUGUUUCCUGACCUAAUGAAACAAUUGAAUUUGCAUAAUUUUAGAAUGAGACUUGUUCAGAGGAGAGAAUUAUUGAUUGUGUUUAGC